Messenger RNA from Aspergillus pseudotamarii, 1632 nucleotides. RefSeq names its product MDR family MFS transporter. NCBI's taxonomy places the organism in Eukaryota, Fungi, Ascomycota, Eurotiomycetes, Eurotiales, Aspergillaceae. The record is from RefSeq and is a predicted model, not a curated record. Gene Ontology annotation, biological process: transmembrane transport. The transcript has 7 exons. The coding region runs from base 1 to 1632 and encodes 543 amino acids. Gene Ontology annotation, molecular function: transmembrane transporter activity.
AUGACUUCCACAGGUGACUAUCCAUCUGGCAUAAAAUUGGCCUUGCUGGUCCUGGCACUCAUAGUCAGUAUAUUUCUGGUGGCAUUGGACAUGAGUAUAGUUGCCACGGCCAUUCCACGUAUCACUCAGGAGUUUAAUAGUUUAGACGAUAUUGGAUGGUAUGGCUCGGCGUUCUUUCUCACUAUAUCGAGCUUUGCGCAGUCCUGGGGCAAGGCUUAUACCUACUUUCCCCUCAAAUGGGUUAUUAUAGCGGCUAUAGUUAUCUUUGAAAUCGGUAGCUUGAUUUGUGGCGUCGCUCAGGAUAGUCGGACACUCAUUAUCGGGAGAGCCAUUUGUGGUGCUGGCGGCGCCGGUGUCACCAAUGGUUGCUACAUCAUCAUUGCCUUCAUCGCUCCGCCGGAGAAGCGUCCUGCUUACACUGGCGUGCUCGGGGCAGUAUAUGGAUUGGCAAGCGUGGCUGGCCCGCUUGUUGGCGGCGCUUUCACAACAAAUGUGACAUGGCGGUGGUGCUUCUAUAUCAACCUCCCUAUCGGUGGAUUUUCCUUGCUUGUGCUCUUCAUUUUCUUCAAAACACCGGCUACAGCGACGCCAAAACCCGCGACUAUCUGGGAAAAGUUCUUGUUUAUGGAUCCGCUAGGUGUCCUACUGGUCACCUGCUCUCUAGUAUGUCUUCUCCUCGCAGUACAAUGGGGUGGCAUUACCAGGCCCUGGGGGUCCUCCGAAGUCAUCGGCUGCCUUGUAGGGUUUAUUGUCAUUCUUAUUGCCUUCGCUGGAACGCAAUGGUGGCAGGGUGAGAAGGCUAUGGCGGUCCCCCGCCUUCUUCUGAAGCGCGACACAAUUUUCCUGUCCCUCUUCAAUUGCUUCCUUGCUGGCUCGUAUUUUACCUUUGUAUAUUAUUUACCCAUCUACUUCCAAUCUAUUGGCAACUUGUCUGCCGCCGCAAGCUCAGUCCGCAGCCUCCCGCUCAUUGUCGGCUCGUCUAUUUUCGGCAUUGUCGCAGGUGCUGCUUUAACUGUCUUUGGAUACUUCCAUAUCUUCCUAUGGAUUGGCUCCGCUCUCUGCACCGUUGCUGGUGGUAUUCUAUACACCCUGUCUUUGGACCUCAGCACGGCCAAGUAUGUUUGCGGCCAGCUUGUUUUUGGUAUUGGCUCAGGCCUUUGCCUGCAAGUGCCAGUCAUGGCUGGGCAGACGUUCGCGAAGCCAGAAGAUACGGCGUCUAUUACAGCAAUCUUGCUCUUCUUCCAAACUCUUGGUGGCACGAUAUUUGUAUCUGUGGCUCAGUCCGUCUUUACCAAUCGCCUCAUAACCAAGCUCCUUUCCCUCUCGUCAACCUAUAAUCCCAACCAAAUUAUUUCCGUGGGCGCCGAUGAUUUACGGUCUCACUUUUCAGGCACUCAGCUCCGAGAUAUUCUGGAUGCCUACCUAACUGGUCUCAGGGCGGCAUGGAUUCUGGGCUUGGCGUGUGCUGGUGUGGCGUUUUUAAGUAGUUUUGGAGCGAAAGUGCGCAAUAUGAGGCAGCCGGCACAUUCGGUUGUCACUGAAGAUCACAAGGGUGCGGAUGGAGAGAUCCAGAUAGCAGGAAGUACAGAGGGAAAGAGUCAGAAAGACGGCAUUUCUGUCAGCACCGCAUAA